AAAAAAAAAAAAAAGGAAAAGGAGGAAACAUCUCCUUUUCUCCCCCUUCCCCCCCCCUUUUUUUUUUAAUUUUUUUUCUUCCUGGUUUUGUGUGCAUCCUCCUCGCCCUCGAUGCCUCUUUGAGCAGCAUCCAGCGAGCGAGCGGGAGAAGGGGAGACAGAGAGGCAGAAGAGAAGAUGAGGAUAAUUUGCAGACAGCUUGUCUUGUUGUUUUCUGGCUUUUGGGGACUAGCAAUGGGAGCUUUUCCUAGCAGCGUGCAAAUAGGUGGUCUCUUCAUCAGGAACACAGAUCAGGAAUACACUGCUUUUCGAUUAGCAAUCUUUCUUCAUAACACCAGCCCUAAUGCAUCCGAAGCACCUUUUAAUUUGGUUCCUCAUGUAGACAACAUUGAAACAGCUAACAGCUUCGCUGUAACAAAUGCCUUUUGCUCCCAGUAUUCUAGAGGAGUUUUUGCCAUUUUUGGACUAUACGAUAAGAGAUCAGUACAUACCUUGACCUCAUUCUGCAGCGCCUUGCACAUCUCCCUCAUCACGCCAAGUUUCCCCACGGAGGGUGAGAGUCAGUUCGUGCUGCAGCUGCGGCCGUCCCUGCGGGGAGCCCUCCUGAGCUUGCUGGAUCAUUAUGAAUGGAACCGCUUUGUUUUCCUCUACGACACAGACCGAGGUUAUUCAAUACUUCAAGCAAUUAUGGAAAAAGCAGGACAAAAUAGCUGGCAAGUCAGUGCCAUCUGUGUGGAGAAUUUUAACGAUGCCAGCUACAGGCGGCUUUUAGAAGAUCUGGACCGAAGGCAAGAAAAGAAAUUUGUAAUAGACUGUGAAAUAGAGAGGCUUCAGAAUCUCUUAGAACAGAUUGUGAGCGUGGGAAAACAUGUUAAAGGAUACCAUUAUAUUGUUGCCAACCUGGGAUUCAAAGAUAUUUCUCUGGAGAGAUUUAUGCAUGGAGGAGCCAAUGUGACUGGAUUUCAGCUAGUGGAUUUCAGUACCCCAAUGGUAACUAAGCUCAUGCAGCGCUGGAAGAAACUGGACCAGAGAGAAUAUCCAGGAUCUGAGACCCCACCAAAGUAUACAUCUGCAUUGACAUAUGAUGGAGUACUUGUGAUGGCUGAAACUUUCCGUAAUCUUAGAAGACAGAAAAUUGAUAUUUCAAGGAGAGGAAAUGCUGGUGAUUGUCUUGCAAACCCUGCAGCCCCAUGGGGUCAAGGAAUUGAUAUGGAGAGGACAUUAAAACAGGUUCGAAUACAAGGCUUGACUGGAAAUGUUCAGUUCGACCACUAUGGUCGCAGAGUCAACUACACCAUGGAUGUGUUUGAGCUGAAAAAUACUGGCCCUCGGAAGGUUGGUUAUUGGAAUGACAUGGAUAAAUUAGUUUUGAUUCAGCAUGAACCUACACUUGGAAAUGACACUGCAGCCAUUGAGAAUAGAACAGUAGUUGUCACUACAAUUUUGGAAGCCCCAUAUGUUAUGUUCAAGAAAAACCAUGAUACGUUUGAAGGGAAUGACAAGUUUGAAGGAUACUGUGUAGAUCUGGCAUCAGAAAUUGCAAAACAUAUUGGUAUCAAGUACAAAAUUGCCAUUGUUCCUGAUGGAAAAUAUGGAGCAAGGGAUCCAGAGACAAAAAUCUGGAAUGGGAUGGUGGGAGAACUUGUUUAUGGGAAAGCAGAGAUUGCUGUUGCGCCUCUGACCAUCACUUUGGUACGAGAAGAGGUCAUUGAUUUUUCUAAGCCUUUUAUGAGUUUGGGGAUAUCCAUUAUGAUCAAAAAGCCCCAGAAAUCUAAACCAGGAGUGUUUUCCUUCUUGGACCCUUUGGCGUAUGAGAUCUGGAUGUGCAUAGUCUUUGCCUACAUUGGUGUCAGUGUGGUCCUGUUCCUAGUUAGCAGGUUUAGUCCGUAUGAGUGGCACACAGAAGAACCAGAGGAUGGGAAAGAAGGACCCAGUGACCAGCCUCCCAAUGAGUUUGGCAUAUUCAACAGCCUCUGGUUUUCCCUGGGUGCCUUUAUGCAACAAGGAUGUGAUAUUUCCCCAAGAUCCCUCUCAGGUCGCAUUGUCGGAGGUGUCUGGUGGUUCUUCACGCUCAUCAUUAUUUCAUCCUACACUGCUAACCUCGCUGCUUUCUUGACUGUUGAGCGAAUGGUCUCACCCAUAGAGAGUGCAGAAGACCUUGCCAAACAAACCGAAAUUGCUUACGGGACACUGGACUCAGGGUCAACCAAAGAGUUCUUCAGAAGAUCAAAAAUAGCAGUGUAUGAAAAGAUGUGGACCUACAUGAAAUCAGCUGAGCCAUCAGUGUUCACUAGGACUACUGCAGAGGGAGUAGCUCGUGUCCGCAAAUCCAAGGGCAAGUUUGCCUUCCUGCUGGAGUCCACCAUGAAUGAAUACAUUGAGCAACGAAAGCCAUGUGACACCAUGAAAGUGGGAGGAAAUCUGGAUUCGAAAGGCUAUGGCGUAGCCACACCGAAGGGUUCUCCAUUAAGAACUCCUGUAAACCUUGCCGUUUUGAAACUCAGUGAGGCAGGCGUCUUAGACAAGCUGAAAAACAAAUGGUGGUACGAUAAAGGUGAAUGUGGACCCAAGGACUCUGGAAGUAAGGACAAGACGAGUGCCUUGAGUCUCAGCAACGUUGCUGGAGUCUUCUACAUUCUGGUUGGAGGCUUGGGCUUGGCAAUGCUGGUGGCUUUGAUAGAGUUCUGUUACAAGUCCAGGGCAGAGGCGAAGCGAAUGAAGCGCUGGAGUAGACGGCGCUGUACAGUAGGUGAAGUGUGCCAGACACAUAACAGGUCCCUGUCCCGAGGAGCUUACAGCCUAAAGGCACAGCCCGUACAAUACCGAACCAUACAGUACAGAGCAAACCCAGAGUGAGCAGAGAAUGGUGUUUGAGCAUGCUAGCUGGAGCGCUGCGAGGAAUAGGUGGGUUCUCGGGGCGCGAGGGACGGGGCUGGCUGGGAAACUGUCCCCUACAUGCUCUUCUCUGGGGUUUUCUUUUCUUCCUUGUUCUGCAAAGAGUCAUGACCCCUGGGUAUAUUAGAAUUGUAACACAGCUGCCAAUUCACCCAUGUAAAAAAAAGAAAAAAAAAAAAAAGAAAAAGAUAAGAUAAAACACUAAAAAAAACCCAGAGUUAGCUGUGCACUUUGCUCACUACUGAAGAUGUGAGGCACACUGUGGGUCAAAGAGACUCCAAGAGUAUAGACCAGUGUUCAUUACUGUGAACUGGGACACAGGACUUCCAGAUGCUAAUAUUAAUCCCCCAAGUCCACUCCCUACUUACUGUCAGUAAUAAGGGUCUUAAAAAGAAGUAAUCCUGUGCAAGUCAUUGUGCAAAAUGCAAGUGAAAGGCACUUUUUUCCUUUAAAUUCUUUAGUGGUAUGCUCACAACUGAAUGUCCCCAGGCUGCUAUAAAAGCAAGAAUCCCAGAAAACAUAUUCCUUAUCAAUUCUACAGAGUGCAAUGCAUUCAAAAUACAGUCUUAAAAAAAGCAAACAAAAAAAAUGAAACUUUUGCUCAAAUACUGACCUGACCCAAAAUGGCUGAGCAUGCUAAACAUGGCAUGACUUGACAAUCCCCACA
This is a messenger RNA of Cinclus cinclus, 3561 nucleotides long. RefSeq names its product glutamate ionotropic receptor AMPA type subunit 4 (gene GRIA4). NCBI's taxonomy places the organism in Eukaryota, Metazoa, Chordata, Aves, Passeriformes, Cinclidae. The transcript is spliced from 16 exons. The coding region runs from base 177 to 2855 and encodes 892 amino acids. Gene Ontology annotation, cellular component: dendritic spine; AMPA glutamate receptor complex; postsynaptic membrane. Gene Ontology annotation, molecular function: AMPA glutamate receptor activity; transmitter-gated monoatomic ion channel activity involved in regulation of postsynaptic membrane potential. The record is from RefSeq and is a predicted model, not a curated record. Gene Ontology annotation, biological process: monoatomic ion transport; modulation of chemical synaptic transmission; synaptic transmission, glutamatergic.